CCUAGUAUGUUUGUUAAGCGUCAACUAGAGCUUAAAGUAAAGUUUAAUUGCAAGUACAACUACAAGCAAGCCCUCUGCAAGGAUUCAGGGUUCUGCCUAGUAGAGAAUACUAAUGCUAAGUAUAGUAUCCUAGAUAAAGACACCUAUAAUUUUAACAAGUCUAGGUUUAUUGUCAGACAUGAGCAAGGCUGGCCGUAA
This is a messenger RNA of Didymella exigua CBS 183.55, 198 nucleotides long. RefSeq lists its product as uncharacterized. The annotation marks the transcript as partial. NCBI's taxonomy places the organism in Eukaryota, Fungi, Ascomycota, Dothideomycetes, Pleosporales, Didymellaceae. The transcript is spliced from 2 exons. The record is from RefSeq and is a predicted model, not a curated record.